Molecule: messenger RNA, 4019 nt
Organism: Myripristis murdjan (pinecone soldierfish)
Lineage: Eukaryota; Metazoa; Chordata; Actinopteri; Holocentriformes; Holocentridae
Product: protein APCDD1
Exons: 5
Coding region: 360-1904 (514 amino acids)
Biological process (GO): negative regulation of Wnt signaling pathway
Cellular component (GO): plasma membrane
Molecular function (GO): Wnt-protein binding
Source: RefSeq, a predicted model, not a curated record
AAAAGGUUUAAUCCCUGCCAAGUGGCGAGCAUUACAGUUGGGGCUCUGUCUCGGCUGACUUCGCUGUGCGACGGGAGCCUUUGGAGAGGAGAAGUUCAACCCGGGCGCACUUGAACUUGCGGGACUUUAUCAGGUGUGAUUCGCCGGUUUGUGCCUCAGGUAUGUGAACAUUGAAGCCUCUGCAGCGAGCCGGAGGUGCGUUUCGUAGGAUGCUCGGAUACCGCGGGAGUCUUUGCCCCACGCCAUGGAUACAUAAUGUCCGGAUUUGUCUCGGAAUAACCAAGGACGCUGCGUAAAAGGAAGCCUGAAACUCCCCAGUGUGACCAGCGAAGCUCACUACAACUCCACAAGCGUGCGGGAUGGGGCCAGCAUCUGUAACUCUGCUUCUCAUUGCUUUUUUGGGCCGGGCUGAAGGUUCCUCUCUUCACUACUCCGACAGCAGGUCCAACCAUCUCUCCCUGGACAAAACCUUUGGUCGCUCAGUCAAGGACUCCCAGUGCCAGCACAUGCUGAAGCACCUCCACAACGGAGCCCGCAUCACCGUGCAGAUGCCUCCUAACAUUGAGGGCCACUGGGUGUCCACCAGCUGUGAGGUGAGACCAGGCCCGGAGUUCCUAACGCGCUCCUACCGGUUCUACCCCAACAACACCUUCCAGGCCCAUCAGUUCUACUACGAGGACAACCACUGCACCACGCCCACCUACACGCUGGUGGUUCGGGGCCGUCUGCGCCUUCGCCAGGCCUCCUGGAUCAUCCGCGGCGGCACCGAGGCCGACUAUCAGCUCCACCGUACCCAAGUAGUGUGUCACACGGCCACCGUGGCCAAGGAGCUCAGCCAGAGGCUCAACCGCAGCUGCCGAGGGGCCGUGAAGGGCAAGGGCCCCUGGGAGCCCAACGUCAGCUACGAGCUGUGGAGCGAGGAGGGCGGCUGCGACUGCUCCAGGGAGCUGAACUUUGCCAUGCACGAGCUGCAGCUGCUGAGGGUGGAGAAGCAGUACACGCAUCACAACCUGGAUCACCUGGUGGAGGAGCUGUUUCUGGGGGACAUCCACACCGAGCCGAGCCAGAGGAUGUACUACCGGCCGUCCAGCUAUCAGGCUGCGCUGCAGAACGCCAAGAACCAUGACCACGGCUGCAUCGCCUGUCGCAUCAUCUACCGCUCGGACGAAUUCCACCCUCCCAUCCUGCCGCCGCGGGCCGACCUGACUGUGGGAUUGUACGGCCAGUGGGUCAGCCAGCGGUGUGAGGUUCGCCCCGAGGUCCUCUUCCUCACCCGUCACUUCAUCUUCCAUGACAACAACCACACCUGGGAGGGCCACUACUACCACUACUCCGACCCCAUUUGUAAACACCCGACGUUCACCAUCUACGCCCGUGGCCGCUACAGCCGAGGGCUUCACUCCACCCGCGUCAUGGGUGGAACCGAGUUUGUCUUCAAAGUGAACCACAUGAGAGUGAAGCCCAUGGACUUGGCCACCACCUCGCUCCUCAAUGUCUUCAACGGCAAUGAAUGCGGGGCAGAAGGGUCCUGGCAGGUGGGUGUGGAGCAGGAUGUCACCCUGACCAACGGCUGCGUGGCGCUGGGCAUCCGCCUUCCCCACACAGAGUACGAGCUCUUCCGCAUGGAGCAGGAUGCCCACGGCCGCUACCUGCUCUACAACGGCCAGCGUCCCAGCGACGGCUCCAGCCCUGACCGGCCGGAGAAGCGGGCCACCUCCUACCAGAUGCCCCUGGUGCAGUGCUCCGCGAGCAGCCGCGGGCCGGACCACGGCCAGGGGGGCGACAGCGACAGGCCUCAGCAGCUCAGCAAUGAUUGUACAGGAUGGCACAGAGGAAGCCAGAAACACAUCAUAAUGGCUCUCUCCGUGUCGGUCAUGGCUCUGCUUCUAAGCUGGCGGAGCUAAGUGGCAGUCAUGGCUUUUUUGUACAUAGAGACACAACGGAAUGAGAGGGUGGAUUACAAGAGGGCUUUGACCUGACAAAGCGACUGCUUGUCACAACUGUACACUUGAACCUUCAUUUCUCUCUCUCUUUCUCUCUCUCUUUCUGACACCUGGGAAGAUGGAGGUCAGUCAAUGAUGCGGACAGCAUGUGGACCCUGAUCCUCUGAAAUCUUUCCCAGUUACCAAAGACUUGACACUGCUGCACCACAGUAACUGCACUUUAAAGUGGAUCCAAAGUCUGACGUGUCUAUGUUUCCACAAAUAUACAAUGAUGUCUAUACAUCCACACAGACCUGAGAAUACCUUUUUGUACAGUGUGUUCACCUACAAAUAUCAAGCCAUUUCUUGGCACUGCAAGAAGAUGAGACGUGAUAUGUGGAAAUACUCGUUUCUGCAAUGAAUUUUGACAAUACGCUCCCUCUCUCGUAAGGAGAAAUGCUUGAACACGAUUCACGGUGGAAGGGAAUUACAGUGUUGUUAUUUCAAAGGUGCGUCUUCAGUAUAGCUUUACCAUACGCCUCACCUCAGUGUAACUGUCAGUAGCACUUCUGUUAAUUAUCUGUCAGCUAGUCCACAAAACAUCAUACUUUCAUUUCAGAGACAAUAGAGCUCAAACAGCAGGCAAGGUGUUGUAUGUUUUUCAGAGAAAUCAUGUAUUCAUUUUCAGUCGUUUUCUAUUGCUCCAUUUUACAUGUUUAUUAGGCCUACAACAGAGGCCCCAAGUGGAAGUCAUUUUGUAUGCCAUACAUAAGCAUUUCCGCUAUUUGUUGUGUAGUCCAAAAUCCCUAUGGAAAAUAUGAAAAGCUUUUUUGCAACAUGACAAAAAUAAGGGAUGUGUUGAACGGAUACCCACAAGAAGAACUAUACUAUUUUUGGUCCAGUGGUUAUAAUACAUUCACAAGCAUAAUCUUUUAGAGCUUUUAGUAACUUUUUUAAUAUCCAUCUUCAUGGCAAAAUGUUAUCACUUGAAAGCAGACAAGAGUAACUGAUGAGGAACUUUACUUAGCUCUUGUACACAUUUUUGAUAUUGCCAGAGUUCAAUCUCUGUGUUGUACAUUAUUAAGAUUUUUAGUGUUGCACAGUUUAUACUAGUUGUUCAUUGGCAUGUAGCUUAUCACAAAAUCCCACAUAGCUAUACCUGAGCACUGCAGUGCUCUUUCCCAAAUUACUAGAAACAGUAAAUAUAAAAAGUAAUUAAAGAACAAAAACUCGGAGAUGAAGUUGUAUUUAUUAAAGUAUAGAUAGAAGGCUCUGUGUAGCACAGGCUUUGUUUUUUGCUUUCCUGAAAACCCCAUUUAUAUUUUUCAUAGGGACUACACACUAACUGGAAAAAAAAAUUUAAAGGUUACAAAAUUACAGCAGACUCGAGUUCUCUACUGAGAUAAUAAUGGUGACCAUUUUGUACCUUUGUAACACUCGUGGUAGGAAACUACAGCCGGAAGACCAGCAUAAAAGUUAAGAAUUUUCACUUUCAAACGUGAGCAAUCUUGAGGGAUAACAAUGCCAACCACAAGAGCAAGGGCAAGAAAAUCUCCCAGGAAACUCAGGAGGUUUGACAGACGUCUAGGCUAAAUUCUGUUAGCCAGCUAUAGUGGACCAAAUAUAGUACCAUAAAAUGUAAGUCUACAUACCUCUGGAGACUUGUAAUCCAUUUAUUAUGUUUUUUCCUAUGGGGAAUCUGACAUGACAAAUGUUUGUACAAUCACUAACAUUUGUAUGAUGUGUCUGUGAUGGAUUAGUUGAAUUCCACUUGCUCUUUUGGUUUCCCACUCAGAGUGUAGCAUAAAUUCAAAAUGGCACCCAUCAGCAACCUAUAAUGGUCCAUCGUAACACUGAGUAGAUGUCACCAGUGUUUUGAGAAUGGAAUGGCACCUGUCUGAGGGGCUUUAACAGCAUGCCUCCAGCAUACUUUAAAAUGUCCCAAACCGCACGACGCAAAAUAGAAAAACAUACCAUACUGACCAUGGAGUUGCUUCCAACCAGUAUAUCUUCACUGAUGUAUGAUGGAGUAUGGAGCAGAAUCCUGUUCAAUGUACCCAGACUAAAGAUCCUGUAUUAGGCUCCCAGAAAUGUCUU